Molecule: messenger RNA, 2698 nt
Organism: Zea mays
Lineage: Eukaryota; Viridiplantae; Streptophyta; Magnoliopsida; Poales; Poaceae
Product: protein WEAK CHLOROPLAST MOVEMENT UNDER BLUE LIGHT 1
Exons: 3
Coding region: 297-2579 (760 amino acids)
Biological process (GO): chloroplast accumulation movement; chloroplast avoidance movement
Cellular component (GO): cytosol
Source: RefSeq, a predicted model, not a curated record
AUCUUGGAAGGAGGGAAUAUUAUGGAGCAAACGCGACAGGGACAUCCAAAAAUAGUCGAGAUUACCUUUGGUUUGCUCCUGCUCCGUCUCCAUAUGGCAAAGCCUAGCUACCGCUUCUUUUCCUUCUCUUCCCAACUUGGCCCCAUAUCUCUGAUUUUUAUUCUUCCCACACGGUCAAGAAACCACAUGCCAUGAAGGGAGAUAACGAAAAGGGAUUUCAAUGAGGUACCCUAUAUCAAGUCUAUCCAUGAUAAUUUUCUGAAAAGACCAUUCAACGAGCUCCUGCAUCCUGCAGAAUGGAUGAAGUGAAUGUGGAAAUUGUGCCACAAAUGCAUGUUCCUUCUGAAUCUAUCGAUUUAGUGGAAAGUUUGAUUGAUUCAGAACCUCCUAGUCCCUUUGGUUUCUCUAUAAGUGCCCCGAUUGUUCAUACCAAACAUCUAAGUGAAGACAUAAGUGCCCUUACAAUUAAUGGUUUGCGUUUGAACAAUGAAGAGCAAAAUUGCAAUGACCAGACCGAACGAAAGGGUAUAACUAGUCACGAUAGACAUUUUAGUGAAGAUUUAAGUUGCCUUGCAAUUAAUAACUUAUAUGUAAACAAAGAAGACCAGAAUGGCCUUAACUUGGGUGAACAAAAGGUAGAGAGUCGCCCUAAUUCUGCUGAGCAAAACAUUUAUAAGGCAGCAGAGAUUGCUGAGAGGUUCAUUCAGUCUAUAGAUAAUAGGGUGCUUGUUGACACUGCUGCACCAAUAGAAUCUGUUAAAGAGGCUGUAAGCAAAUUUGGAGGCAUUCUUGAUUGGAAAGAGAGACGUAAGAAUGUCCAGAAUGAGCUUGAUAAGGCACUGGAAGAUGCUCCUAGGUACAAAAGAAGAGCGGAAGCUGCGGAAGCUGAGAAAAGCAAAGUUGUCAUGGAAUUGUGUACCACUAGGAGAACCAUUGAAGGGUUGAAGCUAAAUCUAGAAAAGACACAAAUUGAGGCAAUACAAGCACAACAAGACUCGGAGCUUGCUGACAUACGGUUCAAAGAGAUUCAACAAGGAAUUGCAUGUAGAGAGAGUGCUGCAGCAAGAGCAGAGAUUGAGCUUGCAAGGUACCGCUAUGCUAGUGCCUUGGCAGAACUACAUUUAGUGAAGGAUGAGCUACAACAACUUCAGAAGGAGUACACGUCCAUAAACACUAAAAGGGACAAUGCUGAAACAAAAGCAUGUGAAUCUAGUGUUGCAUCUCAGGAGGUUGAGAAAACUGUGGAUGACCUUACCCUUGAAAUUAUCAGAUUAAAAGAGUUGCUCACCUCUUCACAAGCUACUCAUAUUAUAGCAGAGGAACAAAAACUGAAAGUGGCUUUAGCGUAUCAACGAGAAAAGGAAAAUUGUCAAAAUGAACUGAGCCAAGCUGAUGGGGAUGUUCAAAGUCUGCAUGAUGCGGUUUCAAUCAACAAAGAUCUCGAAUCUAAGCUAAAAGAUGCCUCUACACUGCUCGUGAAGUUGCAAGAUGAAUUUUCUAGUUAUUUGAAAGGGGAAAGUGUAGAUGGAGAUGCGGAGAGACCAAUGGUUAUUACCAAGUUGAAACUAGCAAGUGCUAGGAAGGAGCUUGAGGACAUGAGGGAGGACAUAAAAAAGGCCAAGGAUGAUGCCAGGAUAUUUUGGAAUGAUGCUGCUACAUUACGAGUUGAAAUAGAGAGGGAGGAGGCAGAUCUACUAGCAUUGAAACACAAAGAGCACCUCGCUUCGCUUUCUGUGUCAUCUCUCCAAGAAGAGCAAAGCAACAUGACAUAUGAGCUCAACAUUGUCCAUGAAAGAAAGAAAGCUGCUAAGAUGCCAACAGAGCUACAACAAGCAACUGAAGCAAUGGAACAAGCACAAACUAAGGCUCAGAUGGCACGUUAUGAGGUUGCAAAAGCUAGGGAAGAGGUGGAUCAAGUGAAGUCCCAAUUUAAUGUUGUCAAACUGAGGCUAGAAGCAGCGUCAAGGGAGAUACUUGCAGUGAACGCAUCUAAAGAAAUUGCAAAUGCCUCAGCAAAUGCAUUGCAAGAAUACAACGAUGAUGGACAAAUAGAGCCCCAAGAUGAACGAAUAAGCAAUAACUAUAUGAUGUUAUCACUUGAGGAGUACAAUGCCUUAAGUAAGAAAGCCCAAGAUGCUGAAGGCCUCGCUAAGAAGCAGGUCAUCAAGGCCGUUGAAAAAAUAAAAGAAGCUAAGGAUGCAGAGGUGAGAAGCUUGAAUCAGCUGGAGCAGUCGAUCAAGAAGACCAAUGAGAGGAAGUUGGAGCUGAGGGCUGCACAGGAGAAAGCCAAUUCAGCGCAAUAUGGAAAGCUCACCAUGGAGAAUGAACUACGGAAGAGGAGGGCCAACGAUGAGCAGCAAAGUAAAGCGAAUGAGUCGGACGUUCAUGACAUCCCCAAUUUUAAGAGUACAUCGCUUUCUUUUGAUGCAUCAUCAUCAACAUCCAAUCCUCACAUGGUUGGAACAUUGUCUAGAGCUGACACUAUAGCAGCAACUAGGGUGAAGGAGCCAAAGCCACGGAAGUCAAUCUUUCCACGGUCCUUAGUGGCCCUGUUCGUGUCUAGGAAGAAGACACAUUGAAAGUUAUGUUUCUUUCCACUGAUAAUAUUACGCUAAAUUAUUUUGUAUGGUUCCUUUGUAAAUGUACUCCUGUGCAGAUAGGUUACAGUGCAAACACAAUUGUACAAGUGUUUCUGAAA